UGUAAACUGUAUUUUCAGUAAGUAAUUCCCCUGUUUAAUCAUCCCUUAGAGUUUACUUUUGGGGGAAAUAAAGUGGUAAAAUUCAAAAAAUAAUUAUAAGUAAAUUGGAUCUUAGUUACAUUCCACAGGAGUAGUAGCUAAAGCUACUUGCUGAAUAAUUCAUGCAAUUGAUAUUAAAAUAAUAGGAAAUGCAUCGCUUCGGUCUUUUUUGUGAAUAUAUGUUUUUGCUAAAGACUUUGAGGCUUGAUUGUAGAAAAAAAACAUCUUGUUUGUAAUCAAAACUUUAACUCUGUUGACAGAAAUGUUCACUAAUUGAGUUCCAUUUCUUGGGAUAUUUUUGUUGAAGCAUGGCUACAAAUUCCGACGAAAUCUUGCCCCUUGAGAGAAUCAGAGGAACCAUCAUUCCCUCUCUCCUUGGCAGUCUCUCCAAUGCCAAAAUCUCCCUCUCUAACAGCCAAAGUGAUUAUGAGAUCGACAUGAGAUCGACAUGGCCACCCAAAUCGAAAAGUUACGGAGAGACCUCGUUUACAUCAGGCAGGCAUUCACCGGGCUCAAGAAUUUUGAAGAAAGCGCUAGCGCUCUUUUCAAGAUUCUCCUACAACCGCUGCACAGCCUCCACCAACUCUUGGAUCAGCCCACUCAAUUCCACAUCCAUGACUCGCGAGAGAAGCAAUUUCAAUCCAAGCUUCGGGUCCACAGUGAGAUAAUCAUCAAACUAAAACUCCUAAUUCCGUCCCAGCACCAAAUGGUGUUGAACAAGGCUAAUCCUUUGUCACUGACUGGCGUUGUGUUCGAUCCCAACAAAGUACUUGAUCAAUUGUCUGACUUACAUUUCAGUAAGGUUUUUGGAGAGAGCCCCACUUUUAAAGAUUUCCGGGUUGUAUAUAACAGUCUUUGUGUUACUACAAAGCUCUGCUUGUUGUGUUUUGCUGUGUUUCCAGCAAAUGAGGUUAUAAAGAAGGGGCUUCUGGUACAUUGGUGGAUUGGAGAAGGGUUCCUGAACCCUCCUGUUGAUGGCAAAGAGACGGUCGUGGAAAUUGCGGAUGGUGUAUUUGAAGAGUUAACAAAGAAGGGCUGCAUUGAACCUCUUUACAAGAAACGGAGAUCAGUUGUGCGUAGUUUUAAAAUGCACCCUCUUAUUCGUUCCGCAGUGAUUGUGAUUGCCAAAGAUGUGAGAUUCUUUGAUUUUGAUAGUAAAGGAAAUCCCACUGCCAACUUUUCAUGGUCUCACUGGGCUUGCUUGAUGAAUGGUUCUUCUCAUCUGACAUUGGCAAACAGACCCGAUUUGGAUCCAGAGAAGCUACAGACUAUAUUCAGUGUGAAUGAGGCUUAUCCAGAUUUUUCUGAAGUUGACUGGUCUAGGUUAAGGAAUGUGAAGGUUCUUUAUCUUGGAAGGUGGCACAGCAGAGCUAAUCAUCACAUUGAAGUAGAUGACGUUGAAUUCUUUAAAGGGUUGAGGUAUAUGAGACAUUUGAUUUUCUUCAGCCUACGAGGGAUAUCUAGGAUUAUGGAGCUUCCUGAUUCACUGUGCAAGCUUUCUAGUCUGAGGAUCUUGGAUCUUAGUGCAUGCCACAAUUUAGAAAUAUUUCCAGAGACAAUAGGCUUGCUUAAGAUGCUCACUCAUUUGGAUAUGUCUGAGUGUUACUUGCUGGAGCACAUGCCUAAGGGGAUUGCCUUGCUCUCAGAACUCCAAGUUCUUAAUGGAUUCAUAAUUUGUGCUCUUCAUGAUUUGUCCGCUUUGAAGAAGUUGAGGAAAUUGACAAUCAACACAAGCAGGGAGGAUUUUCCCAGAGAAGAAGAGCUAAUUGUUUUCCAUCAGUUUGGAUCGCUUCGAAAGCUAACAAUAGCAUGGGGAGGGUUGUACCUCCCAGCCAUCCAGCUGGAUAAACGUAUUAAGCUGAAGAAUAUUGCUGCUCAACGCACAACAUCAAACACUUUGAAGAGUAGUGGAGGUAACCAAACACAAGACAAUGCUGCACCAGAGCCAGCAACACCAACUGGCAUAAGAAACCAUUUCCGUAAAAUCCCUUCAAGUUUACCAGCCUUCAAGCGAAUCACUGGAACUACUACCAGGAAUCAGGAACAUUUUAAAGAACUAGAGAAGCUGGAUCUGCAGUGCUACCCUCAGAUGACAGCACCCAGUUGGUUGAUGCCUGGAAAGCUUAAGAGUCUAAAGAAACUCUACAGUAGAGGAGGGCAGCUCCAAAAUCUAGGUCAAGUUCACGAGAAUGACAAGUGGACAAUUAGGAUUUUACGUCUUAAGUUCUUGAGUGAAUUAAAGCUGGAUUGGAAUGAACUCCAGGUGUCAUUUCCAGACUUGAUAUAUUUGGAGAAAUAUAGAUGCCCUAAGCUCACUUUCUUCCCAUGCGAUGCGAGUGGCCCAUGGCUGAAGCCCUGAACUUGAACAAUGGAAUCAGCACUGGUGGAACUCUUGGUAUGUACAUCCAAGGAGUUAAAUUCAAGUGUUUACUCGAUUGAAGUACGUUGUCCAUUUUUGGCUAAAGUUGUGAGCCUUUUUUUGCUUCUUUGCUCAGAAAAUUUAAUUAUGUUUCAAGUCUGCAAUGCGAGAGAAGUUUGCUUUUUCAGUGAAAAACACUAAGAAAAUACUUUUCUCAUGCCUUUAGGUUCAGUGAAAUUUAAUCCUCCUCAAAAGUUGAAUGUCAAUUUUAUUCAAGCUAUUGAGAAAAUGCUUUUGUUGAAUAUUAUCAGGGGAAUUUAUAAAUUACAGACAAUCUGAUACUUAAUUGUCUGUGAAGACAAUCACAUGUCACUUUGAGUGGCCAAAAUAUGUAGUAGAAAGAGUAAAACAAUAUGUUUUUGGGACUACUUUGGACUUGGAAGUUUACUCCAACUUUAAGAGAACAUGGGAACAAAGGGUUCUAUUUUAACCUUUGGAGAGGGCUGGGCUUACAAUGGUAUUAAAAAUAUUUGGCUUUCGGAAGACUGCAGGGUUUACGCUUGAAGAGUCAAUACAAAGUCCUAGGGUUUUCAUCUGAAAAAUUUUAUGGGUUCAGAAUUUUUGUUCAUAUGGGUAAUAAUUUUUUCCAGUUGCUGUUGUGUGUUUACAUUUCUCACAUUUUCUUGUUCUGUGUGCACUUAUACAUUAAGGCCAUGUUUGGUGGGCCGGCUAGAAAAAGACUGGAUUGGACUUCAUAAUUUGAACUGGACUAGUUGAGACUGGAUUAGACUGAGUAUGUUGUUUGGUGCUAUAAUUAUUAUCAGAUUUUUUAAAGUGUCUUUUCUGUAAGUGGUUCUACAAUUUUUCAGUUUUUGGAUGAAAAUCCACAGUUGUGGGAAACAAAGUUCAAAAGAUUUCAUUUCUCUGUGAUCGAGAAGCAAGGCGAAGAUGGAGAUAUCAACGGCUGCAAAGAUGAACUUUUCUUCAGAGAUCUGUACUCCUACACCAGGCAUUUUCCUAAAGAGCACGAUCGGUCUUUGGAAAUCCAUGGAUCAUAUAGUCUUCCUAAAGGUUUUGAAAGUGUCCUGCAGCAUGCCGAUUAUAUAUCCUUGGUUGAUAAUGACCGUAUAAGUUGCCUAUCUGAAAUAGGUGCUGAUAAUGUGAAGGUAAUGAAAGGCUGUUGGAUUGAGAGAUGCAGUGAAAUUAAGAGCAUUCUUCGUGGAGAAGAGGCAGAUGUCAGACUGGGGAGCAGUUUAGAGAUUCUUUGGAUUUCAAACCUUCCAAAGUUGAGCAGUCUAUACAAUGGGAAAGAGGAUCUGGAGUGCUUUAAGAACCUUAAACAUUUGUAUCUAGAUUGCUGUCCAAUGAUUGUGAGUGCCUUUCCCUCAUCCCAGCUGCUAGAAAACCUCGAAAUUUUCCAUGUUCAAUUUUGUGAGAGAUUGACAACUUUGUUUGAAAGUGAUUCACCAUCUGGAUCUACAUUGAAAAAGUUGAGGACGUUGUAUCUGUUGGAACUGCCAGAGUUGACGCGCAUUGGGAUAAAAUUGCAAGCUCCGGUGACUUUGGAAGUUAUGGAAUGCCCUAAGUUGUCCAAGGACCAUCUUGAUGUGGAUAACCGUUUCUCCAAGUAAUUCUAUUGAUUACUGCCCAUGAAGAUGUUUCUGAAGUUUCUCAAGCUCAGCUAUGGAAAUUGGUGUCUGGUCAUGUUGUUGGCUCACUCUCAAUACAGUUAUCUGCAGGCCACCUGAUUGAAGUACGUUGUCCAUUUUUGGCUAAUGUUGUGAGCCUUUUUUUGCUUCUUUACUCAGAAAAUUUAAUUAUGUUUCAAGUCUGCAAUGCGAGAGAAGUUUGCUUAGUUCAGUGAAAACACUAAGAAAAUACUUUUCUCAUGCCUUUAGGUUCAGUGAAAUUUAAUCUAACUCAAAAGUUGAAUGUCACUUUUAUUCAAGCUAUUGAGAAAAUGCUUUUGUUAAAUAUUAUCAGGGGAAUUUAUAAAUUACAGACAAUCUGAUAAUUGUCUGUGAAGACAAUCACAUGUCACUUUGAGUGGCCAAAAUAUGUAGUAGAAAUAGUAAAACAAUAUGUUUUUGGGACUACUUUGGACUUGGAAGUUUACUCCAACUUUAAGAGACAUGGGAACAAAGGGUUCUAUUUUAACCAUUGGAGAGGGCUGGGCUUACAAUGGUAUUAAAAAUAUUUGGCUUUCGGAAGACUGCAGGGUUUACGCUUGAAGAGUCAAUACAAAGUCCUAGGGUUUUCAUCUGAAAAAUUUUAUGGGUUCAGAAUUUUUGUUCAUAUGGGUAAUAAUUUUUUCCAGUUGCUGUUGUGUGUUUACAUUUCUCACAUUUUCUUGUUCUGUGUGCACUUAUACAUUAAGGCCAUGUUUGGUGGGCCGGCUAGAAGAAGACUGGAUUGGACUUCAUAAUUUGAACUGGACUAGUUGAGACUGGAUUAGAUUGUUUGGUGCUAUAAUUAUUAUCAGAUUUUUUAAAGUGUCUUUUCUUUAUGAGAUUAAAAACUAUAUAUUUUUCCCAUAAUGAACAAAAUUAUAGUCUAGCAAAAGAGAAGUACAAAAAUAUAAAUUGAAACAAAAGAAAAAAAUCGAUAGUAUGAACCUAUGAAAUUUGAAAGAUUCACCACAAGAACAUAUGAACAUUUUGAAAAAAUAAUAAAAAUUAACGCACAAACGAAAACUGGGUUCCAGAUCGGACGAAAAAUUAAAGCAAUUUGAAAGAUGUUAAUGGGUUCCACAUCUGAAAAUUUUCAAAGGAAUAAAAAACAAGAUUGAAGAGAAUACACGAAAACCAAGAUAAAAACUCAGGACCAUACAAUUGGCCGAAAAUUGUUUUAGCAGAAGAGGCGAAGCAGAUCAAGAAAUGGGCAGAAGAACGAAGCAGAAAUGCGAGUAGAAGAACAAAAGAACAGAGCAUUGGGACACAACAGAAAAUGGGCUUCAAUUUAUGGAGUUAAAAACCAUAGCUUUCGACAUCUGAAUUUCAGAGAAAAAUAAAAUAAAAUAUCAAGUCCAGUCCUUUGUGUCCAUUUUAAUUGAAUGUAUUCAAUUCAGUUCGGCCCACCAAACAAGCCUAAGGCUCCUUUCU
This is a messenger RNA of Prunus persica (peach), 5499 nucleotides long. Its product is annotated as disease resistance RPP13-like protein 4. The record is from RefSeq and is a predicted model, not a curated record. Lineage: Eukaryota; Viridiplantae; Streptophyta; Magnoliopsida; Rosales; Rosaceae. The transcript has 3 exons. The coding region runs from base 488 to 2398 and encodes 636 amino acids.